UUGGAGCUCAAUUGUGCAAAGCUUGAACCAUCCUUAACUCCAAAGUAUGGCUUCCAUUGACAAAGAGGUGGCUAUUGAGCUUCUUCCCUUCCUCCGAGUCUACAAGGACGGUUCAGUUGAGCGAUAUCUAGGCUCACCAAUUGUGCCACCCUCACAUGAGGACCCAGAAACAGGAGUGUCAUCAAAAGAUAUCACCAUUUCUGAAAUCCCCACCAUCUCAGCUAGGCUUUACCUCCCAAAACUCACACAACCAAACCAAAAAUUGCCCAUCUUGGUCUACUUCCAUGGCGGAGCCUUUAUUGUUGAAUCUGCUUUCUCCUCUGACCACCAUAGGUACCUCAAUGAUUUGGUCUCUCAAGGUCAAGUUGUUGCUGUAUCAGUGGAGUAUAGGCUAGCUCCUGAGCACUCGCUUCCCAUUGCAUAUGAAGAUAGCUGGGCUGCUUUUCAAUGGGUUGCAUCACACUCUAUGGAUAACUAUGCUGAUAAAGAGCCAUGGCUGGAAAAUCAUGGUGACUUUAAACGAGUUUUUGUCGGCGGUGACAGUGCAGGAGCUAAUAUUGCCUAUAAUAUGACCAUGCGAGCUGGGAUUGAGGGCUUGAAUGGUGGCGUUAAGAUUGUAGGAACUUUUCUAACUCACCCUUUCUUCUGGAGUUCAAAGCCAAUAGGUUCAGAGUGUACAGUGGAACAUGAGAAGUCACUCCCAUGUAGGCUUUGGGAGCAUAUAUUUCCGGGAGCACCUGAUGGCAUAGAUAACCCAAAGAUGAAUCCAUUGGGUCCAAGCGCACCAAGCUUAGCUAGACUUGGGUGUUCCCGGUUGCUUGUGAGUGUUUCUGAAAAAGAUGAGCUGAGAAAUAGGGGUGUUUGGUACUAUAAUGCAGUGAAGGAAAGUGAGUGGGAAGGAGAAGUAGAUCUGGUUGAAGUGGAGGGAGAGGGUCACGCUUUCCAGAUUAUAAAAUUUGGGUGUGAGAAUGCUAAUAAUUUGAACAAACGGUUGGUUUCUUUUCUCCUCAAGUAAAGUCAUCUUUCAUUAGGUUUCAUGUUUGUGUGUGUGAGGCCUUAGUUUUAUGAGUGCUUGAAAACUCAAACUUUAUGAUGCUUGAAGGCUCUGUUAAUAAAGGAAAAUUAUUGUUUUACGCUCUUUAA
This is a messenger RNA of Quercus robur (English oak), 1143 nucleotides long. RefSeq names its product 2-hydroxyisoflavanone dehydratase-like. NCBI's taxonomy places the organism in Eukaryota, Viridiplantae, Streptophyta, Magnoliopsida, Fagales, Fagaceae. The record is from RefSeq and is a predicted model, not a curated record. The transcript has a single exon. Bases 47 to 1015 code for a protein of 322 amino acids. Gene Ontology annotation, molecular function: hydrolase activity.